AAACAGACAAACGCACGCUGGUUUUGAAUCUUUGCCAGGUUUGGUAGACUCCUGCAAUGCCAGGUUUUGAGCACAACACAGAGGAGAGGCCAUCUCUUGGAUUCGUGUUCUUCAAAACGAAAACUGUCCUUCAGGCUCAAACGAUUGAUGGCUUCUCCAAAAAGAGACGGCGGAUGUGGCCUCAUGGAGUUGAGCACUUUCCGCCACAGAUGUGUAUGGCGCAGAUGGCGCCUAUGAGAGACGUUUGGGAGGUGCCUCCCUCGUGUGGAUCUGCAUGCGGGUUUCAGAACUUUGACGGGAAUCAGCUCCAGAACUUCGAGGGCUGGUCCCCAUCCAUGCCGUCCAUGGUUUCCAACAUGAUGCCAAACCUGUCGGUGGACACUGCGGCGCCGUUUUCGGAACCGGAGGAACGUCGCUACAGUGGCACGGUGAAAUGCUUUUACGGGGAGAAGCACACGGGUCACGGCUUCAUUUUCUGUCCAGACAUUUAUCAGCGGACGGGGCAGGACGUGUAUCUGCACGCGCGGCAGGCGCAUCGCUGCGAGGUGGGGGACGAGGUGAGCUUCACCAUUGUCUUCAACUCCCGCAGGGAGCCUCAGGCGCGGUCCGUGGUGCGGAAGCAGGACGAGGGCAAGUUCCUGUCCAGGAAAAAGCAGGAGGCCGAGAAGCAGGCAUCUGCAUUGCAGCAGAAGCGCUCGCUGCCUGUGGUGGAAGUGCCCAGUCAGCCGGGUGCCGUCAUGACCGAGGAGCAAGCCCGCAAGUUUCAGAAGUCCUUGAAGGGCUAUCGAUGAAAGGGUUGUACAAAGCGCCAGAAGGAUUUCGAUGUACAAAGUGCCUCAUAGGCAGUGAACGGAUUCCAUGCCCCGGCGCCCGACCUGCGCGUGGA
Molecule: messenger RNA, 886 nt
Organism: Effrenium voratum
Lineage: Eukaryota; Dinophyceae; Suessiales; Symbiodiniaceae
Source: the annotation of a GenBank genome assembly